AGGGGCGGGGCUCGCGCGCGGCUCAGCGGGCACGCCCCCCAGCUCGCAGCCCCCUCCGCGCUCUCUCCGUCGCCUCCUCUCGCUCCCCGGUCAGAGGGCCGGAGCGAGAAGAUGGCGAAGACGUACGACUAUCUGUUCAAGCUGCUGCUGAUCGGCGACUCGGGCGUGGGCAAAACCUGCCUCCUGUUCCGCUUCUCCGAGGACGCCUUCAACACCACCUUCAUCUCCACCAUCGGAAUUGAUUUUAAAAUCAGAACGAUAGAACUAGAUGGAAAGAAAAUUAAGCUUCAGAUAUGGGACACAGCAGGUCAGGAAAGAUUCCGAACAAUCACAACCGCUUACUAUAGAGGAGCCAUGGGGAUUAUGCUGGUGUAUGACAUCACAAAUGAAAAAUCCUUCGACAAUAUUAAGAACUGGAUAAGAAACAUUGAAGAGCAUGCUUCUUCAGAUGUUGAAAGAAUGAUCCUGGGUAACAAAUGUGAUAUGAAUGACAAAAGACAAGUGUCAAAAGAAAGAGGGGAGAAGUUAGCAAUUGACUAUGGGAUUAAAUUCUUGGAGACAAGUGCAAAAUCCAGUACAAAUGUAGAAGAGGCAUUUUUUACACUUGCACGAGAUAUAAUGACAAAACUCAACAGAAAGAUGAAUGACAGCAAUUCAUCAGGGGCAGGUGGGCCCGUGAAAAUAACAGAGAACCGAUCCAAGAAGACCAGCUUCUUCCGCUGCUCACUGCUUUGAUGAACUCUUUCUUUCUGAGAGACUGCGGCACACCUAGAGGGUCCUUUCCUGCUUCUCUGAAAGCACAGGUCCCCCAGCCUCAGAGUCACCCCGCCCAGCUGCUGCGGAGAGCACCACUGAACUUAGACUUCUCGACACAGAACACCAAGUGGAUUUCAGCCUUGUGGCCUCAAAACAGAACAGGCUUCUUUCUUCAAACACAGAAGCGAUGACAUGGAGACACACGCAGGACCUAACUGAUUUUUCCUUUCUUUACUGCCUGCUGCAGAAGCUGCUAUCUUUCUUUUCCACUUUGCACAUCGUUAGCCUUUCCCUCUGACAGUGCGAUCUUAGACUCCUAUCUGGCACUUUUCUGUCAGGAAGCUGUAGACAAAUAUGUACACUUGGGAUGUUUAAAAAACAAUAAAACAUUAAGCAGAGGUUGAUAUAUUAAAGUUAAAAGACAGUUUUAAGAAUUCAUUGAAAGGCCCAUUUAGUCAUCAGAGGCCACAGUAUCUAUUUCUUCAGAUUGUUGAGUUUUAUUUCAUUUCUGAUUUUUUUUUUUGUCAUCACCUGAGUAGCUGAAUGAAUUGCUUUUUAAAUGUAUUACCUCUGCCUAAUCAAUAGAAACUGUAUUUGGAAAUACUAUUAUAUAAUAAUGUCACUUUUCCUGGGGUUUGUAUUUGCUAUGCUUUCUCAUGUGUGGCAUGUUUUACUUAGUUAUGUAAAACUAAUAACACAUUGGAACAUUGCUGUUUCUAUUUCUGAACUUCUUCAACUGAAAUUUUGCAUAGGUAGAAUUGUAUCAUUUAGUUUUAUUUCAGCAUCACAUCAGAAUAUAUAUUUUUUCUUAGGUUCACCCCUUAGCUUGUUGGUUUUGUUGUAAUAUCUGAUUUCUACCAUAAUCCCCAUCUGUAAGAGUGAAGAAAAGUUAGAUUUAGAUUUUAGUUAGCAGAAACCAUAUCUAUAGGGAGAAGGAUUAACUUGUCGAUGUAAAUUUAAGAGAUAGUCAUAAUGAUGGUGAAAAUAAUGAUCUUUGGGUCUGUUUUUUUUUAAAAAUAAAAGUACAUGGACUUAGAACACCCCCUAGGAAAAGUCUUGCCUUUUUAUUAGAGAAAAUAUGACCAGCAUUUCAGUUUUAAAACAGCCCUUAUUGAAUAUAUAGUGCCCAGCUUCAUCUAUUUAGGUGCAUUGUGACAGAACUUUGUCCAGUCAUUUGGGCUGAAGCCUUUCUCCCCAAACACUGAUACUGGUAUUCCUAUUGUAUAUGAAACCAUCACAUUUUUUUAAAAAAGUAUUUAGUGUCAAUUUAUGUGCCAAAUUCAGAUUGUAAUGUCAUUGUUGUUAUUGUAGCUUUCAGUGUCAUAACACAGAAGGGAAUAGGAAAGAGGUGACUAAGAAUAUGAAUUCUGUUAUAAUUAAUCUUUCUGUCAUGCUUGCCAAGACUGCUCUCAUGCUAGGUAGUUAAGAACAGAAGGUGGAAGUGGAAAUGAUGGAAUGCUUGUUACCACAAGGAUUUCUGCUUCAAAUUAGGAUCUGUUGUUUAAAUGCUUGGAUCAGUCAGCCUUUAGUACUUCUUUUAAAACUUAGAAACAAUUUAGGGGCCACAUGUAUGCCAGAGCUUUUUUUUUUUUUUGGUACCGGGGAUUGAACUCAGGACCUUGUGCUUGUGCUUGUGAGGCAGGCGGCAGAACCACUGAGCUAAAUCCCCAGCCCUGCCAGAGUUAUUUUUGAUGGUUACACUAAACUUGCUGUUGACAAGUUUCAGGCUCCUUGAUUUUGUUUGUUUGUUUUAUUAAUUACAGGUAAGCUUAAAGUCACUCAUUGCUGUCCCAGUAUAAUCAGUAGUUCCAGGGUUGCGAGUUGAGUAUAAGUCUGCCAUCUUCAGAUUAGGUACACAUAUGAAAAGAAAAAGUAAUUUCUUGGAAACAUCUUGUGUAAUUAUCCCGGGGAAAAAUACAAGCAAUUAAGCUUUCUGGGUGGUAAUAAAGUACUUUCUAAAGGGCAAGUGCUAUGACACCAUGUAUGAAUGUAAUUCUCUUAGUAUUUUACCUCUGACUAUUUGGUGUCUUAACACUUUGGUUUCUAUCUCAGGGGUUGUCUGCAAACCAAAACUGACACAUUCUGUGGUUAGUCUUUUUUUUUUUUUUUAACAAUGCUUUGCUUUUAUUAUAUUUCUUCACUCUCCUUUUGUCUUCUGUAGGUAUAACUAGUCUCCAUGAACUUCUCUUUGAAAGAGCCUGUAAAAGUUAGAUGUCUAAAAGUGCUCUUUGAAGUAGCAGCACACUGGGAGUAUACACUCUGUUAUAUAGAAAUAAAAUUGUCCUUGCUAUUUUCUUACAUUUAGCUUUGCUAAAUUGUAUAUAAUUUGAGCUAAGACCAUAGGAAAUUUACUUUCUGCAUGGUAAAAUGACCCAAUAAAUAUUCCAUUUUGCUUAAUAAUGUACAUAUAGUGCAUUAUUUUUUCUAUUUGUAGAUGGAUUUAGUGACAUAACUGUUCCCUGCUGAAACUGAAGAAAUCUAGUUUUUUUGUGAACAUUUUUGUGGUUUUAUGGAUAAAGGUACAUAAAGAUUUUUGCAGCAGUGUUAUGGUGGCUCAGUGGCUGCACUUUAUGUGCUAAGUUUUGAUGAUUGGACUAGACCUUUUCAAAUAUAGAGUUUGAGGGUAUCAGACAAUGAAAAUGUGCUGUAACUAAGUAGCAUGAAAAUCGGUUGAUUGUAAAAUGUUUCUCUGGGAACUUAUUUUAGCUACAUUUUACUUCAGACAGAUUGUGACUAAAUAAUCCACUUGUGCAUCAGUUAGUAGACGCUGCAGGGUUUCUUACUAUUUACAUGAACACUUUGUGCAGUCUUUGUUAUAAAUUUUCAGAAGACUAUACUCUUUACUUUGAAGGACUUUUUAAAUUAUACCUCAUUUAGCUAACUAGUAUUCUAAUAUCUGGUAUAAAAACAGUGAGCCAGCCUUUAAGCAUCAACACAAUUUAGAUUAUAUGUUUUGUUUUGAAUUGAAGGCAUCCUUGGAAAAAGGUAGGUGAUAUUUUCAUUUAUAGUAAAACAUAUAUGUUAUUCCAACAGUGUAAAAAAAAGUAUUAUCUCCCUGCCCCAUUAAUAAAUUUAGCCGUGCAAUAUAGA
Heterocephalus glaber (naked mole-rat) is the source of this 3846-nucleotide messenger RNA. RefSeq names its product RAB8B, member RAS oncogene family (gene Rab8b). The record is from RefSeq and is a predicted model, not a curated record. NCBI's taxonomy places the organism in Eukaryota, Metazoa, Chordata, Mammalia, Rodentia, Bathyergidae. Gene Ontology annotation, molecular function: GTP binding; GTPase activity.